Molecule: messenger RNA, 768 nt
Organism: Colletotrichum orchidophilum
Lineage: Eukaryota; Fungi; Ascomycota; Sordariomycetes; Glomerellales; Glomerellaceae
Exons: 1
Coding region: 1-768 (255 amino acids)
Source: RefSeq, a predicted model, not a curated record
AUGGAGUACGCUUACUCCCGCGAAUACACGGUCCCUGCGCUGUCCAAGUACAAGCAGAGCAGCACCUCCCACGUCUUCAAGGAAGAGAACGGGGAUGAUGUUACACCUGGCUCUGAGAGCGGUGGUGUUGCCGUCAACGUACCCACAAAGUCGAGAGUCUCGAUCGCGAAGAGCAGCACCCGACUGGAAAAUCAGCACCGCAAACCGAGUCCUGAGCAAAACGCCCAACAGCCCGAAAUAUCGUCCUUGUCCAUGUGGAUUAGAAGUGUUUCGCAAGACUCGCAAUCCCAACAGCACGCAAGCGCUCAAUACAAAUUCUGCGAGGAGCAUUUCCCCAUUCACUCUGGAAUCUCUGAAGUACCAUCCGAAGACUGGCUUGAGGACGUCAAGCAGCAACAUCGGACAGGCUACAAGGAAGUCUUUCUCGCGCAUGCCAAGCUAUAUCUCGUUGCAAACAAGUACGAGAUUAUCGAACUCAAGGACCUCUGCUUGCGCAAAUUUCGUCAAAGCCUGCUGCAUGCACCCGGUACGGAUGAGAUGCUGCGGGCCACAGCUGAUACCAUUCGGCACGUUUACUCAAACACUACAUCGCGAGAUGAUGGUCUCCGAAAACUACUCCUGCGUUUCUGUCUCACUGAUAUGGAGUGGAUGAUGAGGGAUAAGGAUCUGGAGCCCGUGCUCGAGAGUGUCCCCGGCUUCGCCAUUGAUCUGUUUCGCGAGAUUCCUCAUGACUACUGGAGAGAAAUCAGAGAUGGAGGAUCUACCUGA